AUGAAAUGUCCUUCCAAAUCAGAGUGUAUCCAAUUAGGUGGACAAUGUGAUUUAUAUGCAAGUAAAUUUUGUGUCAACUCUGACUGCUUCUAUUCCGAUGCCUCGCCUGGUAAUUGUACUGCCUUUAUACCAGAGAAUGGAAACUGUUCAUCGGGUGGUGUAGCUUGUUCUCCAGGUCUUUCGUGCUACGAUGGCAAGUGUGUCCAAUAUGGAUAUACUCAAAAUGGUGAAUCGUGCACUCAAUCUUCUCAAUGUUCAAAAGGAUUAAUUUGUCUCGGUGGUCAAUGUGCCCUAGGUAGAGAUGGUUGUGUCUCUGAGUAUCUAAACUGUCCAUAUGGUCAAUUCUGUAACACAACCGAUAUAAACAACAAUAUCUGCUCUCCUCAACUCGCCAUCGGUCAAGACUGUACCAUUAAUUCAAACGGAUGUCCUUAUGGAUCAAUGUGCAACCAAUACAGCUCUACAAAAUCGAGAUGCACUGCACUCUAUUCUCUUGGUCUAGGUCAAACGUGUAGCUCAACCCCAAAUGACCCCCUAACUCUAUCAACUUGUAAUCCAGGUCUUUAUUGUAACAAAGAUGGUGUCUGUACCACCAUACAAGCUUCAUCAAAUUAUCAGUGUCUCGACGACAGUUACUGUAACUUUAGCGAGAUGUGUGUCUGCUUGGAGAAUUCUCAAUGGGGUAAAUGUGUAGUUAAACCAAAUCUCGACGCACAUUGCCCCAGCGCUUUCAAGUCCUACUUUACCUGUUUGGCUAAACACCAAUGUGUAGAAGUCGGUAACCUUGUAAACUUAAACUCAUGCGCUGCAAGCAAGUGUGGUGUCGAAUACUGUAAUACAGAAGGCUGUUACUCUUUAGAUAUAGGAGAAACUAUCGUUGAUUGUCCAUAUGUAAAUCUUAUCAAUAGUCUUGUUUGUUCAAUUCCAUCAUCUUCCUCUAGUUCCAAUUCAACCAUGGAACCAUCUCUUUCCUCAUCUUUAUCUUCGCCUUCAAUCGUCUUGGUUUUACUAUUAUCAAUUUCAAUAAUUAUUCCUUUCUAA
Molecule: messenger RNA, 1041 nt
Organism: Cavenderia fasciculata
Lineage: Eukaryota; Evosea; Eumycetozoa; Acytosteliales; Cavenderiaceae
Exons: 3
Coding region: 1-1041 (346 amino acids)
Source: RefSeq, a predicted model, not a curated record